Molecule: messenger RNA, 4602 nt
Organism: Sclerotinia trifoliorum
Lineage: Eukaryota; Fungi; Ascomycota; Leotiomycetes; Helotiales; Sclerotiniaceae
Source: the annotation of a GenBank genome assembly
AAAAGCCUCGGUCCAUACACAAAUCCUAGACACCGACCGGCUGCUUAAAUCACUUUCUUUAUGAAGGAGAGCCCUGAGGAGUAUUGUAAGUCUUUCAUUUCGGGAAUGCGACUGAUGUAUUUCAAGUAUCUUCUCGAGUUUAAACAAAAAUAACUGAAAUAAGACAGCUGUCAAGUACGGCAAAGAGUCCUUCCCGACACAUAGGGUAGCUCUAGCUCCUAGGUAGCUACACCAUACCGCAUCCACGAGCUCGUGAAACGACCAAUCAAGAAUGUCAAUAACCUCCAACAACACCAUGGCAUCCUUUGCACAAAGCAAGAAACGAAAAAGAAGACGUCAAGAUAAGGCAUCCAUUUCAGCGAGAUUGAUUCUGGAUGAGCAUGUGAAAGGGGAUGUGGGAAUCAUAUCUGAGGAUUUGACAAAAGACUUAUUUUUGAGCGGUGUGUCUGGGGAAACGGUGCACUACAUUGCGAUAUCUCCCUGGGGUCCUUCUAAAGCAGUCGAAGACUCAACAUGGACUGUUCUUCCUGUCAGGUCCUCAAAUACAUUGGCACAUUCCACCGUACAAUUCUCACCGGACUCACCGACUCUACAAGCAUUCGCCGAAACCCUUCAGAAGGUUGCUUCCUCAAAAUUAUCCAGCAAUAGCAGAAGCGGGAUUGAAAUACGCGUCCUAGAUAUCGUGCCAUUACCUUUAGAGACAAUUUUUGUUACGAUUGAGGGGGAGUCUGCAAAGAGAUUAGAAAAUGGAGAAGGGACAUUUCACGGAGAACAUCCGCAGACAAGCGGACACGCAAAGUCAUUAGCAAAUGGGGUAAGCCCAGAAGAUAAACUGACCAAGGCGAUUCGAGAAGCUUUAAGAUCGUUGAAAGUCGUUCAUACAGGAGAUUUUGUUCAAUUACCUUUACAACCCCAUCCUAUCACACAUGUUCCUCCUCCUCCGGCAAAAGUAACUCUUAGCGAGCCUGUGGGACAAGGACUACUGUCGCCAAAAACCAAGAUAAUUGUCACACAAACUGGCCAUCAUGCAAAAAAUCAAUCAAAACAAACGCCUAUCCCAAUGAGCCGAGGGCUGAAUCAAGUGACGGAAGAGGACGAAGAUACAAGUAAUGACCAAUUCUAUUCCGCUGCCGAGGACAGAUAUAAAACCGAUACUGCUUUUGAGGAGGAAUCUGAUUAUGUUACAGAAACAGAAACAGACACGGAGCUAGAAAGUAGUGCCGAUAAUGAUAGUCUUUCGGAUGAUUCCAUGGACGACAUGAUCUCCCUACAAGCACCCAUGCUACCAGCUCACAACGCCAGCGGAAUUUCGACGAUACAACCGGGAUCCCCCCAAACAGUUGUACCCGGCGGACGAAGAACGAAUGGUGUCGCUACGCCAGGUUCCGUAUUCUCUUCUUUCACGACAACUACUCGUGCUGGUGGACAAAGCGGAAGAUUGUUCAAAACGCAAGGACUAGCUACACCACUUACCGACGAGAUGCUGCACCCCAAGCCCAAUGCCGACGAUGAUGAGGAGGCGAGGAUAUUCGUGGAUAUCAACUCUCUAACCAAGAUUGGGUGCUUUUCAGGAGAUUGGGUAAGGUUAGAGGCAGCCGCAGAACCUCCUGUCAAUGGCGUUGGUCUGUGGGGCCCGGGGGGCUUUGGAGAAGCAGAGGAAGAAAAGCCCUGGCGGCCUGUGAAGGUUUUUGGUCUCCCGGAAAACUACUCACACCGUCCCAUGACCAAAAUACCACGUGGUAAACAGGAGGGUCGAAGACUGUCUUUCUUUGAGUCACAAGUUCAGAAACCAGCCACCCCAUCGGCUUACAUGUCACCUAUCCUCCUCGCAAAUUUGGAGAACACUUCCUACUGUCGCAUUGCUCCUUUGAAACUAUCAUCACAGGCAGUAACAUUGAAAGCGCCAUCAGCUAAGAUUACUGGCUCUUCUUCCCCCCCUGUAGCCAAGGAGUUAACUCUCAUGAAGAUCUCCACCCCUGCCUCUAACGAGCGCACUUUGCAAAACGCUUUGUUUGCUGGACUAAAAAAGCAUUUCGCUGGAAAAACGAGAAUCGUUAGAAAAGGUGAUCUCAUUGCUGUUCCAAUCGAUGAAGUGCUUGGUCGAACUCUAAGUCAGUCAUCUACAAGCGAGGACCUUGAAAUCGAUGACAUGUUAUCAAACGCAAAACUCAAUGACUGCGAACCUAGUAAAUCAAGCAAGACGAGUGGAGUCGCUUGGUAUAGAGUAAGCUACCUUGGUUUGACGAAGGAUAAUCAGGAAGAUAGCGAAGAUGAUGACGUAUGGGGAGGUGUAGCCUCGAUUGACGCCUCGAACACACGUAUGAUGCAAUCUGGAAGCGAAAAUAGUCGGUUACCUGCAACUAUGGAGAAUUCCUGGGAAUAUUACUUGGGGCUCAAGUCGAUAUCUAAGAAUGAUCUGGAAUCUACCGCAAUACCAGAAAUAAAACGACCGCAUGUCACAACUUUGCAACGACGAUUGAGAGAAUUGAUAGCCACAGCCACAAGUCCUAGAGCUAUACAUCUGAAGCUACCGCCACUUGCAAUAUUACUUGUGUCUACGCAACGUGGCAUUGGAAAAGCAACAUUAGCAACCAAGGCUUGUGCAGAUAUUGGUCUACAUACCUUUAAGCUUGAUGCUGUCGAUAUCGUCGGCGAAGGUGGAGCUGGAAGCGACGUUAAAACUGCUGGAUUUCUGGAGGCGCGCGCUGAAAGGGCUAUGAAUUGUGGCCCCGAGUUUUGUGCACUCCUUAUACGUCACAUCGAAUCGCUCACUGCCGACAGAAUGGUCACUACAUUAAAAGAAAUUCAAAGUGGAACGAGAGUCAUUAUUGCGACCACAACCGAGGUCGACAAGAUUCCAGACGGUAUCCGAGGUUUGUUCACUCACGAACUCGAAAUGACUGCUCCUGAUGAGUGGGAGCGGGAGGGAAUCCUUCGUGCUAUAAUCGAUGACCAAGCUAUCGAUCUCGCACUAGACGUAGACCUUAGUUCAGUCGCCGUAAAGACUGCUGCUCUUGUGGCUGGAGAUUUAGUUGAUGUUGUAGAUCGAGCUCUUGUGGCACGGAACGCUAGGAUAGAAAUACUCGCAGCUGCAUGUACCAAUGCUGAAAAUAUUGUUACGGUUCGCGACGUACUUGUUUCUGGUGGGGCAGCAGGCCGUUGUCUUACCAAAGCAGAUUUUGAUUUUGCAGUAGACGCCGCACGAAAGAAUUUUGCUGAUUCCAUUGGUGCACCAAAGAUUCCAAAUGUUGGUUGGGAUGAUGUAGGUGGUCUUUCCAAUGUCAAGGAAGCAGUAAUGGAGACCAUUCAAUUACCUCUAGAGAGACCAGAAUUAUUCGCGAAAGGCAUGAAGAAAAGGUCUGGCAUUUUGUUUUAUGGUCCUCCUGGUACUGGAAAGACUUUACUUGCGAAGGCUAUUGCUACGGAAUUCAGUCUCAAUUUCUUCAGUGUCAAAGGUCCGGAGUUACUGAACAUGUACAUUGGUGAAUCUGAGGCCAAUGUUCGACGAGUCUUUCAACGUGCGCGUGAUGCACGACCUUGUGUUGUUUUCUUCGACGAGCUUGACUCUGUGGCACCUAAGAGAGGCAAUCAAGGGGACAGUGGUGGAGUCAUGGAUCGUAUUGUGUCACAAUUGUUGGCGGAGUUAGAUGGCAUGUCUGAUGGGGAUGACGGUGGUGGAGGUGUCUUUGUCAUUGGCGCAACUAAUCGACCGGAUCUUUUGGAUGCAGCCUUAUUGAGACCAGGAAGAUUUGAUAAGAUGUUGUACUUGGGAGUAAGUGAUACGCACGAAAAGCAAGAGACGAUUUUGGAGGCUUUAACAAGGAAGUAAGUUAUCUAGUAUCUAUUCAUAUUGAAACACACUGACUUCAAUAGGUUUACACUCUCCCCUACGCUAUCCCUUGCACGUGUCGCUGCCACACUUCCAUUUACAUACACCGGAGCAGAUUUUUAUGCUCUCUGUUCUGAUGCUAUGCUGAAAGCUGUAACACGUCAAGCAUCACUCGUGGACUCACAUGUCGCCGAACUCAACUCCCAACGCGUAAGCGAGGGCAAAGGAAAGGUUUCAACGGCAUAUUGGUUUGAUCAUUAUGCGAAAGAAGAUAAUUUGCGUGUGGUCGUACAAGAAGAGGAUUUUGAAGCUGCAGGAAGAGAGUUAGUUCCUAGUGUUAGUGCAGGAGAAUUGGAGCAUUAUGCAAGAGUUAGAAGUCAAUUCGAGAGCGUAAAAGAUAAGGAUAAAAGUGCGCAAAGGCCUACCUCGUCAGGAAGUUCAAGGAGCUCAAGAAAAGGGAAAGGAAAAGGAAGAGUAGAUGUCAAAGGCAAAGGAAAGGCGAAAGACAUGGAUGGAUGGGAUGAGAACGCCGAGGAUGGUUAUUAUAAUGGCAGUGAUGAAGAACAACUUAAUGGUACGGUCAGAGUGAAGGGGAAAGGAAGGGAGUCUGUACAAGGCCUAUUUCAGGAUGGAAGUAUGGAGGAUGAAGAGAAUUUAUAUUGAUGAUGUAUAAGGCAGGAUAUAUGAGGAUGUAUCUACUAAAGAGGAAGAGAAUAUAUAUAAUUGAUGAACAUAAUCAUAAUCUUAUAUACACGCACAGGCUCUAUACAAAG